UAAGCGCAGGCGGUUGCCUCGUCAUAACAAUUUUCCUUUUACUCACUGAGUGUCACGCCACAGGUGCGCUUGCCUCGCUGUAAAUUGGUCUUUUAAACGCGACUCGUACGUCAUUUAUUAGUGUAAUUAACAAAUGCUGUAUAUCCAGUAAGUGAAGAGUGGACCGUAAUCGAGGAUGGGCCUGUGCUUCUCGUUCGACUGUGGAGACUGCGGGGAUUGUGGCUGCAACCCCUGCUGUUUGGCGCUGAGCGCUUGCUGCCUGAUCCCGUGCUUGUGCCCCAACGCUUGCGGGCAGCAGCAGCAGCAGCAGCCGCCACAGACCAUCAUAGUGCAGCAGCCGCCGGUUGUCGUCGACCAGCAGUACCCUCCACCGCCCCCUGGGGGAUACCCGUACCCGCACCCCCCUCCGCAGCACUAUCCCCCGUACCCACACCCGCAACCGUACGAUCCCUACGGCCCUCAGCACCGAUGAGAAGGGGCUAAUCUAAUCAAGGAUGGGUUGCAACAUCUCCUGCCGCCCUUGCUGCUGCUGCUGCAUCCCCUGCUGCUGCUGCGACUGCUGCGGGGAACCAAGGCAGCGCACGGUGGUCCACGUCACACAAGCAGCACCACCACCUCACACCACCAUUGUUGUCAGUCAACCAGCAGUGCAUGCGCCACCUCCAUAUAGAAGAUAACCCGUUCGUUUCAACUAAUGGACGUCCACUGCCGGAUAAAUGCCUCCAAAGGAUUUCAAUAACCUAACUAUGGCGGAGAACCCAUCAUUUAACAGAAAAAAGACUCUCAAAUCGUGUGUUGUCAGCAUUAUCACCGUUUAAGUUCCCGAGCACUUGGACGAAUAAAUGUUAUUAUCGAAUAAAGGUUUAUUCGCCGAA
Messenger RNA from Ostrinia furnacalis (Asian corn borer), 875 nucleotides. RefSeq names its product rhodopsin-like. The transcript is spliced from 3 exons. Lineage: Eukaryota; Metazoa; Arthropoda; Insecta; Lepidoptera; Crambidae. The record is from RefSeq and is a predicted model, not a curated record. Bases 176 to 472 code for a protein of 98 amino acids.